Messenger RNA from Brachypodium distachyon (stiff brome), 1769 nucleotides. Its product is annotated as putative F-box/FBD/LRR-repeat protein At1g78760. Gene Ontology annotation, molecular function: protein binding. The record is from RefSeq and is a predicted model, not a curated record. Bases 286 to 1599 code for a protein of 437 amino acids. The transcript has 4 exons. Lineage: Eukaryota; Viridiplantae; Streptophyta; Magnoliopsida; Poales; Poaceae.
CGGCAGUGCUAGGGUUACGACUUAAAAAUGCAAACAAAAAUAUUCCAAGCUGCCUUUGAAACCGUAGCGACGUGGUAGCCGAGGGCACCGGCGCCGUUUCCCUUUUCUUCGUUUCCAUAAAAAAUCCACGCAAAUCCUUAAAAAAAAACAAUCCACGCAAAUUUGUAGGAUUUCAGUUUCGAAACCAGGGCGAUCGAAAAGCCGACGAGACUCUGCACGGCGGCGGUGAGUCUUACGGUUCCAGAUGAUCUCGUUCGCUGCGACGCCCACCAAGUGCUUGACGUAAUGCCUCCUGUGAUCCGCGGGCGCGCGCGGAGGCGCUCGUCCGGGCGAAGCGCGUCGACGAGGAUGGCCUUGCCGGCGCUGGAGGCCCCGGAGCGCGACAGACUAACCGCGCUCCCCGACGACCUCCUGCACCGCAUCCUGGGCUUCGUUGGACCGCGGCUGGCCGUGGGACAGUGCAGCCUCCUGUCGCGCCGAUGGCGGCACCUGUGGGCGUCCAUGCCCAGCGUCACCCUGGACGAAUCCGUCUCCAGGGAGUUCGGAAACCUGCUCUUCCUCCUCCGCGAGGACGCCAAGCUGCACACGUUCUGCCUGCGCAGCUCCGACGACGAGGAGAACGACGACGAGAACAACUUCGUGUACCAGCGCAGGUGGCUGCGCCAUGUCAUGAGCCGCGGCGUCCGCGUGCUCAUGAUCACCCUCCACAGCAGCAGCUAUAGAGGCCUGUCUGGUUGGGAGCUGCCUGAUUGCGUGUUCAACUGUGCAACUGUAGAGACUAUCGACCUGUCGGUGACGUCGCCUUGGGAGCUCGUCAUAUCGCCCAAGUCUGUCUGCCUCCCUCGCCUGAAGAAGCUGCGCCUUGACUAUGUCAAUCUGUCUGAUUCAUCUGUGGUGGAAAAACUCAACUCUGGGUGCCCGGCACUUGAACACCUCGAUCUGGCCCGGUGCGGGCUCGCUCAGUCCAGGAUAUCAUCUGACACUUUGAAGAUAUUGUCCAUAACUGCCUGCGCUUACGAGGAGAUACAUAUCUUUGCCCCCAAUGUAGUUUCCCUGAGGUUAAAUGUUGCAGGAAGAGUUAAGCUGGACUCCAUGCCUUCCCUGAUGAGUGCUUGGGUGAAUAUUUCUGGUGAUGGAGAAAAUCAUCUUGCUUCGGAUGAACAUGAUUUUCUUAAUGCUCUUUGCAACGCCCAGCAUCUUGAGUUACUUAGGUUUGAUCUACUUCUCCAGGAUAUGAUGGAGAAUCCAGCUACUGAAGGUCCAACAUUUGGCGAAUUGAACAGCUUGUAUCUUGGAGAAUGGUUGAUCACUGAUUUCUACCAGCCAUUUGCUUAUUUCCUUAACCGUGCUCCUAAUUUGGUAUCUCUUACUUUGGAUCAAUGGAAGGUGUGCGAAGAAAAUAAUGGAAAGGUACCUCGUCUAUUGUCCACACGGAAGGAACAUAAUUACAAACUGAAUCUGGCACCUGCUCUAUCCACUGGCCUGGAGAAGCUCCGCUUCAGAAUCUCAAAAGGUGGCGAUGCUGGAGAGUUUAGCAAAAUGCGAAGGCUGCUGAAGGAGAAAACAAAGCCUGAAGAGACGGAGGUCAUAUGGUUCUAGUUAGUUGUUGGUGCUCAUUUCUUCUGGAGUAUGAUGCUGCAUUCUUAUUUUUCCCUAUCAGAGUUUGCGACCGGGAUCACAAAUAAGCCAUUUUAGCAUGGAUUGUUGAACCUCGGAAUAUUGUUACAGUAUAUCAAUUGUGGAACAUUUCAAUCUGUGCGUUGUGCUAA